AUGGCGCCGUCCGAAACCGCCCCCUCGACGACCUCAGAUCCCGUCGACCUGACUUCCACUCCGCAGUCUCUUGCCCGUGCCGUCUACGCCCGCCGAGCAGAGUAUGUUCGUCCUCACCGGAUCAGGGUCAAGAUCGGCACCUGGAAUGUCGCUGCCUGUCCAGGAACCGACAAGGAUCUCGCAAGCUGGUUUGUAGAUGGAUAUGGUCUUGACGCUUCCCUGUCCCGCCUGAACGUGGCCGACAACAAUACGGUCGAGACAGCUCCCGUUCCGACUACGACCUCCGCCGAUGGUAACGAUACCAAGAAAGCAGCCGACGACACUAGACAGGAUGAAUCCGACGAUAAAACUAAGCACGCAGCCGACGACACCAUCCAGGAAAAACCCGAUGACAAAACCAAGAAAGAUGACGGCGACAACACCAAGCAAGCCUCCAAGGACGAAGAGAACUCAAGUUCAGACUCGCCCGCCAAAGAGCCUGACGCUCCUGUCCAUGCCACUCUUCCUGACUCUACCCCCGCCGCAAAACCAGAUGAUGUACACCUUGUUGGAGGCGACAAGAUCGGACUGUACAUUCUUGGGUUGCAAGAGAUAGUGGACCUGAACAUGGCAAGGGAUUAUAUGAACCGGAUGUACUCCGACCCAGGUCCCAUGCAAAAGUGGAAGGACGCCCUGGAAGCAGCCAUGCCAGAGGGGUAUCAGCUUGUUGCUGCAGAGCAAAUGUCGGGCCUCUUGCUGCUGGCAUAUGCAUCACCGGAAAUCGCUCCGACCAUCAGCAACGUGAGCACCGUAUCUGUCGGCACGGGGUUAUUUGGAUACCUGGGCAACAAGGGCGCAGUCACAACCCGAAUGUUGCUUGGAGAAACAACCCGCAUGGUCUUUGUAAACUGCCACCUUGCUAGCGGCCCGGAGCAGACUUACUUGGAUCGGCGGCUGUGGGACAUCGGGCAAAUCCUGUCACGGACACAGUUCGAGCCCAUCAACCUCGCCGGUGAGAAUGACGCCGAACCCGAGAAAAUCGGCGACGAGGACUUUGCGUUUUGGCUUGGCGACUUGAACUUCAGGGUGGAUGGCCUGCCAGGUAACGACAUUCGGCGAUUAUUGCUGCUGCAUACCCGCGGUGAGUAUGACCUGGACAAGAAGGGACGCAAAGUGAUUGCAGGCGAGGAGGUACUGGUCGUGAAAAACUCGAAGAGUAAGAAGGGAGAGGAUAGUGACGACGACACGUCCACCAUUGACACGACCUUGUCGUCGGAGCCUAGCUUUGAUGAUUCAGAGAGUUCUUUACCAGACCCUGACGAGUUCAUGCCGGACCCCAGCGAUGACCCUGCUUCAUUGCAGGCGACUCUGGAUUCCCUCUUACCUCAUGAUCAGCUGAGGAGGAUUAUAAGGGAGAAGAAAGCAUUCCAUGACGGAUGGAGAGAGGGCCCGAUUACUUUUCUGCCCUCAUACAAGUACGAUGUCGGCACCGUCAGCUUGUUUGACUCGAGCGAGAAGCAACGUGCCCCAAGUUGGUGCGACCGCAUCCUUUACAGGACAAGAAAAGAUAGGGAAGAGUACGAGCAGAAGGUCAAGGAUAGCGAAGAAGCCAAGAAAAGAGACGAGCAAAUGACUGCACAGGGCUUGGAUCACGCAACGGACGACGAAAGCGUACUUUUUGACUACGACCCGGACGCUGACGGGGAAGAGCCGCCUACCGGAGAAGCCGGUCUUGAUUACGACGAGUAUGAUGAGGACGAGAAUGAGCCGGAGGAUGUUGUAACCAAGGAGGGCUUCACAGACAGGAUACAACUCGACAUAUAUACAUCUCACCAACGGAUAAUCUCGUCGGAUCAUAAGCCCAUUAUAUCCGUCUUUACGCUCGACUACGACGCCGUGGUGCCCGAACUGAAGGCCAAGGUCCACGCUGAAGUUGCAAAGGAGUUGGACCGGGCGGAAAACGAAGGCCGACCCUUGAUUACGGUUGUCCUCGAUAAUCAUGACCUCGAAGCCAAGGGCGAGUCAGGGCCGAUGGACUUGGGUGAGGCGGUCGACUUCGGCGACGUUGGCUACCGUAGCAGACAUACAGCUACUUUAACCAUUGCAAAUACUGGCCGAGUACCAGCAAAGUUUUCCUUUGUUGAAAAACCUACGAUAGAGGACGAUUCAGACUCCUCAGGCCCGCCGGCAUGGCUCAGCACCUCUUUCAAGCGCACAGAAGUCGAAAACGACGAAGAGCCGCAUAUCCUUGGAAGUGAAGUCACCCUCGAGCCAGGCGAGACUGUAAGCGGUGUGCUGGAGGUUUUUGUUAGCGACAUUUCGCACGUGCGAGCUCUCAACGACGGCCGUUCUGCCCUCGAAGAUAUCCUUGUUCUUCGUGUUGAAGACGGCAGAGACCAUUUCAUUCCCGUCCGCGCGUCUUGGCUCCCGACCUGUUUUGGUCGGUCAAUCGACGAGCUCAUCCGGAUCCCUGACGGCGGUAUACAGAAGUUCGUCAGGUCUAGGGUAUCAAAUGGCUCUGGCUCCAUCCCUUAUGACUUGGAUGUUCGUUGCGCCGCGCCAAAAGAGCUCUUCAAACUCACCGAGGCAGUCGAAGUGAUGAUCUCGCGCGCCAUUGCUGACGCAAACAUGAUUGAAGAGCAUCUUAUCCCAGGCGACAAGCCGGGCUGGCCGUUCGAUGAGACGGCUUGGCUGUUCAACGACAAGGAAAAUCGAGACAGCCAGGUUUUAGCUUUGAUCGAGGCUCUUGACACAGACCAACCCCUUAUCGACGUCUUGCCCGUCGAAACACCGUCUCUUUACCGCGCCGAAGUCAUUGCCGAAGUUCUCCUCCUGUUUCUCUCAGGGUUGACCGAUGGCAUCAUAACAGCAGCGCUCUGGGCCAAAAUCGAGGUUGCGAUCCCUCACCUAGGUGCCGUAACAGCACGCUCUUCAGUGGAAAUCGAGGACGACAAGACUUCUGUACUGGACAUUCUCGCCACGGCGCCGAACCAUAACAUUGCGUUCGUGUUCCUGACGGCAACUCUCUCCAAGGUCGUAUCGGAACUCGCGCCCAUCUCAAGGUCCGAGGUCGAAGCCUUGACGAUGCAGAAACCCAACCGGCGGAGUCUGAGUUUCAGGAGGCUGACGGGCGGGAACGCCGCUGCGGAGGCGGCGUUGGCAAGGAGGAGGGCGAGGGAGAGGAGAGUGGCAGAGGUCUGUGGGAAGGCUGUCUGCAGAGUCGGGCUGCCGGCAAAGGACAAGGAGAGGAAGGCGGUCGAAGAGAAGGUUAGAGGGGUUUUGGAGAUUUUUGUUAGGAGACCACUUGAGGAUGGCUAG
Molecule: messenger RNA, 3297 nt
Organism: Colletotrichum truncatum
Lineage: Eukaryota; Fungi; Ascomycota; Sordariomycetes; Glomerellales; Glomerellaceae
Product: phosphatase family protein
Biological process (GO): phosphatidylinositol dephosphorylation
Molecular function (GO): phosphatidylinositol-4,5-bisphosphate 5-phosphatase activity
Source: RefSeq, a predicted model, not a curated record